AUGUAUACAACUUUCCCUGGCAUCUAUUCGAAGCAAGUCAACUUCAAUCAAUCGUCAUUUAUAUCAAGUGAAACAUGCCGAUGUGAUAUCACAAGUGAUUGUGUCUAUCCUGCUGGUGUCUAUAAUCAAUCAAAUAUCAUCAUUCCAAAUGAAGUCUUUUCACUUGAUGCAUCGCUUCUAUUCACUGUACCAGGAUUUCAAGUGGGAUGUGUACCACAAAAUGCUUUGCUUCAAUCGACAUUGGAAUGUUUUUAUAAUCAAUCAUGUUUAAAUAAGGUCAUUUCGUUAACAGGUGCUAUUCACACAGUCUCGAUAAGGCAUAGAUCGAACUCUUCUGCACAAUUUCAUCCAACAACUACUAUCGGUAUUAUUUUUGAUAAUAUGAUGCUUGAAUCCUGGCAAAACGCGACUAAUUUCGAUGGCUAUUUCCAAGCAUGUGCACCUAAAUCACAAGAGAUCACGAUCCGAAAUCCAAGUGUCAAUCAAUUCGAAAAGCUUUAUGGAUUAUAUUCAUCGAUUCUAUCAUGUCCAUGUAGUCGUUCAUUGAUACCACGCUCAGCAUUCAUGAACAAUCAACUUCGCUUUCAUCCGUUUUGUACGAGUGCUUUUGUUCAGGAUGAUAGUUGGCUUCAAUAUUGGACGAUGAUAUUUCUCAAUGGUACCAUCGAUUACAGUGCAUCAUUUGAUUGGGCCGAUUUUCGCAAGAACGGACAAAGAUUUAUUAAUUAUGCCAGAAUAUAUUGUGAAUUUGCUAUGACAACAGUCACUGACAUGUUGAAUAUAUUCCACACGGAUCAGUUUUUCUCAUAUCAACUCAUAACCCGAGAAGAAUUCAAUGAACAAUUAUAUAUUUGGAAUACUAGUUUAUAUUUUCAGGUAGAAUAUGGUAUAUGGGACGACUUAAAACAAAAUAUUCUUUUUCCAUCAUCAACACAUUCGAAUUAG
Molecule: messenger RNA, 945 nt
Organism: Rotaria sp. Silwood2
Lineage: Eukaryota; Metazoa; Rotifera; Eurotatoria; Philodinida; Philodinidae
Source: the annotation of a GenBank genome assembly